This is a messenger RNA of Drosophila sulfurigaster albostrigata, 2248 nucleotides long. RefSeq names its product T-complex protein 11-like protein 1. The coding region runs from base 272 to 1756 and encodes 494 amino acids. The record is from RefSeq and is a predicted model, not a curated record. The transcript is spliced from 6 exons. Gene Ontology annotation, biological process: signal transduction. NCBI's taxonomy places the organism in Eukaryota, Metazoa, Arthropoda, Insecta, Diptera, Drosophilidae.
ACAAAGGUGGCCUGCGUUUGAAAUUGAAUUCGUACGUUCAUUACAAUAUUACUCACUUUUUGGACGUGUUGUCUCGGGCUAACAACAAAUAAUGCUCUACAAAUUGUAAAAUACGUUGAGAAACAAAAAAGUAAAUAAAAUUUAACGUGCAAGUGCAAGUUUCGAUUAACAAACCAAGAAAUAAAUAAAGAAAUUCACAAUAUAAAUUUGACACAUUUUGUUCAUCUAACGGGCAAAUUUGCAGUGAACAUAAAAAACAAAAUAAAUCAAAAUGGAUGCCAAGCAGAACAAUGAGCAGGAGCAGGACAACAACACCAAGCAGCAAAACAAUGACGAGUCACGCCUGCGUACGGACAGCGAAAGCUCCACGGAUAGCAUGACACGCUUUGUCCUUCCCAGCCUCGAUGGCAGCCCGCCCAAGGUCGUCACCAUGGACGAGGUGGCGAGCAUGCUCAAGAAUCUCAAGAACAUGGAGCUGGCCCAUGAAAUCGCUCUGAAUCCGGAGUUUAAGCUGCAGCGCUACGAGCCGCCAAUGGAUAGUCUGGAGGGUCGCAUCAAGACCAUGGUGCACAAAGCGUUCUGGGAUCUGUUGCGUCAACAGCUGGAGCGCCAGCCACCAGCCUACGAUCAGGCCAUUCGGCUGCUCGGGGAGAUCAAGGAGGACUUUCCUCAGCUGCUGUCGGCGAAGAACGCGAGUCUGUUGGGACGCAUCAAUGCGGCACUGGACGAGCAGCUGGUGCGUCAGCAGGCGGAGCGGGGAGUGCUCGACUUUCGUGCCUAUGCCAAUUUUGUGAUCAAUCUCUUGGCGAGCAUGUGCUCACCGGCCAGAGAUGAGACGGUGGCCAAGCUGCGGGACAUUGAGGAUGUGGUCGAUACGUUCAGGGGCAUCUUCGAGACGAUGUCGCUGAUGAAACUGGACAUGGCCAACUUUAUGCUCGCUGUGGCUCGGAGUGACAUCGCCGCCAAUUCGGUGCAGUAUGAGAAGCAAAAGUUCAGCACAUACUUACGAGAGUUUCAUGGCAAUGCUGGAUUCCCGGCCACCGAGGACUGGCUGCAACGUCAUCGUCCUGGUUGCAACAGCACCGACGACAUCACGUACAACGCGUACAUGCAGCUGCUCGACUAUCCGGCGGACAAAGAGUUUCCCGAGCUGCUGCGCAUCGACAAGGAACGCUUCGAGGGUCUCAGCUGGCGAGCGCAGCGUUUGAUCCUCUGCGCCUCGCUCAUCUCGGUGGCCCAGAGUGUCCCAGUGAUAUCGCAACGUCGUGAGAAUCGCCAACAACUUGCCCAACAACUCGAGAUACUGAUGCAACAUGUGAAGCAAGAGGAUCAAAUUGAGGCUGCCAUUGAGAGCUGUCGUGAACAGAUUCGAGCAUUUAUUAGCACAUCGCUGGCCAAGGAACAGAUGCAGCCAUUGAGCGAUGCUCAGCAGACGCAGCUGCUGAGUCAACUGCAGCAACUGGCUAACAAGACGUCGCCGGUUCGCAAUCUAAUGACGAGCCGCUUGAAUGGCUUUGUGCGCGUUGCGUUGCGCUCCAAUGGCAACAUUCCGCCACCGCCUUCUGGUUUCGCUGACUUCGAGGAAGAGUUGGUUGCAUUUAUUGCCUCAUUUCGGCGACUCGUUUCCUACAAUCACGCCGUAUUCGGAGAGUACUUUAACCAACUGCUGGGCAACAAUGGACAGCGAGAGAGCUCUGAGCCUGUGGCCGAUGCCUGCGGCUUGGCUUCGAAUGUGGCCCAAGUGGCCAAGCCUUAAACCCAAUACUAUUCUAUAUCCAUAUAGUAUGUAUCUGAUCUGCUGGAUUAUGUCGAUGAUGAUGCGUUGGAAGCGCGCAACAAGAGUUGGAGGAAGAGAAAUAGAUAGAGAGAGAGAGAGAAAGAGAGAAAAGCAGCCUCAUUCGCUGUGGUUUUAUUUGUCUGUGAGGAUCUGGCCAAGUGAUAUAGUAUUUUCUCCAUCUCCACAAAGUCCUCACACACACAAACACACACACACAAAUCUCGCUGGGCGUCUGUGAUAAGCAAGCAAACACACACAACGAUGAAUAAAAAUUGGAAAGAAUACACUUGAUAUAUGUAUGGAAAUAUAUGGGGGCAGCCACGCCCAUGUCCAGAUCAGACUACGCCACACUCAACUCAACAACAACAACAAUAAGAACAACAGGAACAACAAGAACAAGAACAACAUUAAAUAAAAAGAGACGAGAGAGCAAACACUGGCAGCUUCACAAGUUGGUUUUCGAACUAAUUU